AUGUUUUAGAAUAUCGUUCAAGAGUCUAGUUACUUAGAGAAAGAGAUUUCUGUUUUUGAUCUUCAUUCUCCUAAAACUAUGGAUUAACAAUCGAUCCAUGAUUAAGAAUCAAAUUUUCAUUGUACCAAAUUUUCUUUAUUUUACUACAUAGUGUCAUUUUUUACCGAUGAACCAAUUUAAAAAAAUAGAGAUUAAGUAUCAUCUUUAAUGCUACUUAAAGAGGAGAAGACUUAUUCUAAUUACAAAAAUUAGGAUAGGAGCAAAAUUAAACAGAAAGUUUGGAAUGAUGAAGAAGAUUAAAAAUUAAAAUAUCUAUUUAAUCUAUAUCAAGGAAAAUGGAUAGAAAUUGCUAAAUGCAUGCCAUAAAGGAAUGCAUCACAAUGUCAAUAAAGAUGGAGAAGAAUAAAUCCAUCAAAAUAUGUAUAAUCUUUCAUUUAUUACAAUAUAGAUAAAACAUAUUUGGACUUAAUAAGAAGAUGAUUAAUUGAAACAAUUGGUAUCAAAAUUAGGUAGGAAAUGGGUGAAAAUAGCCAAAUGUAACUGUAUCUGUUAUAUUAUUUAUAGUCCUUGGUAACAUAACUGGUAAAUAGGUUCGUGAUCAUUAUAUAAAUAAAUUGGACGAAUCAAUCAGCAGAGACCCAUGGAGUUAUGAGGAGGAUAUGUUUAUUUUAAAUUAUUUUGUUACAAAUGGACCGAAAUGGACAUAAAUUUCUAAUUUACUUGUUGGAAGACCUGUAUAUAAACUGUUAUUAUAUUUUAAGGAAAAUCAUGUUAAAAAUAGAUUCUAUAGUUUCAUUGUUAGGAAUUAUUUAGGACAACAAAGUCGAUAUCAGAUUAUUUAUUCUUGA
Paramecium pentaurelia is the source of this 848-nucleotide messenger RNA. The record is from the annotation of a GenBank genome assembly. Lineage: Eukaryota; Ciliophora; Oligohymenophorea; Peniculida; Parameciidae.